Messenger RNA from Drosophila navojoa, 652 nucleotides. RefSeq names its product cyclin D (gene CycD). The record is from RefSeq and is a predicted model, not a curated record. NCBI's taxonomy places the organism in Eukaryota, Metazoa, Arthropoda, Insecta, Diptera, Drosophilidae.
CUAUUUAAAAACAAUCAAAUCAAAUAAGUAGAUCUAUGUGGAUAAAGCAUGGAUUUACUGUGUACUGAAAGCAUAUUGACUCAUUCGGAAAUAUCGUUAAUUGGGUAUAAUAACCAAACAGCACAAAAUAUUACAAAACAUAACAUCAAAUGUAACUCCUUUUGCGAGCCUUUGUCUUAUUCAUCCGCAUGCUUUUCGACUAUCAAAACAGGCAACACAGCCUCCAGUGCCAGAGUCAACAUUGCAGCGAAUUCCAGCGUACCAAUCGCUUGCAGUAUGAGUGAUCUUAUGUAUGUUUUAUCUUCAGUUGCAACUCCUGCAAAUGCAACCAAAUUAACAAAGCAGAGAAGAAGUCAAGUACUGUGUAAAGUUCCUCCACAUCGCUCAUGUAACAACACCAAGUGGGCGUGUACAGCAGUAAUAAAAAAAACAGAUGCUGCAAACGAUCACCAUUUGAUUUAUGAAAAUAUGGUCGUUUCUGACCCCAUUUUUAAAACUGACCGUUGUUUAAAAAAUGCAUUAAAAACUGAAGAAAAAGAUCAAUAUAUCCUUGGAACAUAUUUUAAAACUGUUCAAAAGGACAUUACCCCGGCUAUGCGCAAAAUUGUAGCUCAGUGGAUGAUGGAGGUGAGUAGCUACUAUACGUUCUAAA